UUUUUGCCCACAGUUGCAGUUUCCGCCAGUCGAGACAGCAACCUCGACAACCAUCUAGGACUUGCCAGUCCCUACUUCUCGACAAAAUUUUGUAGUGAGCCGCAGGUGGAAUCCUGAUCGAAAGCCGUCGCGAUGCCGUUCACCAAACUCGUCAAGAACUCUCCCUACUUCUCCAGAUUCCAGACCAAGUACAAGCGCAGACGGGCCGGAAAGACCGAUUACUAUGCCCGUAAGCGAUUGAUUGCUCAAGCCAAGAACAAGUACAACGCUCCCAAAUAUCGCCUCGUCGUCCGUUUCACCAACCGAGACAUCAUCUGCCAAUUGGUCACUGCCGAACUCUCUGGCGACAAGGUUUUCUGCGCUGCCUAUUCGCACGAGCUCAAGAGAUAUGGAAUCCAGAACGGUCUGACCAACUGGUCUGCCGCCUACGCUACCGGUCUUCUGCUCGCUCGCCGUGCUCUCAAGAAGCUCGACCUCGAUGAGGCCUUCACUGGGGUCGAAGAAGCAGAUGGUGAAUACAAGCUUACCGAGGCCGCUGAGGUUGACGGCGAAGAGCGUCGCCCAUUCAAGUGCUUCCUCGACGUGGGUCUCCACCGAACCUCUACUGGUGCUCGUGUCUUUGGUGCCAUGAAGGGUGCCUCUGACGGCGGUAUCUUCAUCCCCCACAACGAGAAGCGUUUCCCUGGCUACGACCCAGAAAGCAAGGAGCUCGAUGCCGACACUCUGCGCAAGUACAUCUUUGGUGGUCACGUUGCUGAGUACAUGGAGACUCUUGCCGACGAUGACGAGGAGCGCUACAAGUCGCAGUUCACCAAGUACAUUGAGAACGACGUCGAGGCUGAUGGUCUGGAAGAGCUGUACACUGAAGCUCACGCUGCUAUCAGAGAAGACCCAUUCAAGAAGGACGAGGAUGAGGGCGAGAAGAAGGACAAGGAGUACUGGAAGGCCGAAGGCAAGAAGCACAAGACCCCCAAGAUGUCCAAGGAGGAGAAGGAGAAGCGUAUCCAAGAGAAGAUUGCUGCUCUUGCCUCGUGAGUAUCGACCGAACCUCACAACACGUCUUUCCAAGAGAUUUACGGAAUGAUUGUUUCUGCGGCGUAGCUUGAACAGAGACUCCUCAUCGCAAGAGUCACGGCAAAAUGAAUGCCUAGUCAUUGCAUGUGGGAAUGAAUCAAAAUGCAAUGAAGUUCAACGAGUCACAACAUUUUGCCAGCGCUGAGCCCUGCAAAUGGG
Messenger RNA from Exophiala xenobiotica, 1233 nucleotides. Its product is annotated as 60S ribosomal protein L5. Lineage: Eukaryota; Fungi; Ascomycota; Eurotiomycetes; Chaetothyriales; Herpotrichiellaceae. Gene Ontology annotation, biological process: translation; ribosomal large subunit assembly. The coding region runs from base 133 to 1035 and encodes 300 amino acids. Gene Ontology annotation, cellular component: ribosome; cytosolic large ribosomal subunit. The record is from RefSeq and is a predicted model, not a curated record. The transcript is spliced from 4 exons. Gene Ontology annotation, molecular function: 5S rRNA binding; structural constituent of ribosome.